CAGACUUAGACAACCCUCAUCCAAGAUGGUGAAGCAUUCCCUGGAUGAUCUACCAAUGGAACUCCUCACUUACGUGGUCCUCGAGUUGCCGAAGAGAGACCUGAAAACCGUCUGCCUCCUUUCCAAACGCCUCUGUGCUUUCGCUAAGCCUCUUCUGUGGAACUCUGUAGCCGUUCAUCUGGAGGAGGAGUAUUUCAAUGCAGUUAAUACGGAAAAGCUGCGCAGUGCAUCCCAGAAUCAAAGGGGAAAUCUUCUUCUCGGUACAAGAGAGUUCCAUGUUGAAACGGAACUUCGCAUGAAUGCUAUGACUGGACGAUGCCGUCACCUGAAUCAAGGCGAUGAGGUUGAAGAGGAUAGGAAUGAAGUGCUACACGCCGUCUUGGACGGAAUGCAGAAUGACGUUGGAGAUGUUGACUGUUGGGAGCAUUCUCCACAACUAGAUUUUCGCCGAGUCAACAACGAGGUGAUGUCUGUGUUGCUGAAGUGUAAGCCUGGCCAGCUUAAGACAUUCAACUGGAAUACAGGGCUGUGUGUGCCGCAGCCCAUUCUGGGACCGAAGGGCUACCUCCCUCUCAAACAACAGAAUCUCGAAACCCUCCGUCUCGUCUCCGACGGCUGGUGCUCGGCUCAGCGCCUUCACUUGGAAGCGUUCAUCAAACUGAAGAGUCUAUCGUGGACGGGAUUGCGCUCCAGAAGGGAAAUGGCAGCACUCCGCGACUGUUUCAAAGUCUCAUCGCAUCAACUGGUCCAGCUUCACCUUGAUUUCCUUGAAUGGGCACUAAUCCGGCCUGAUGGCCGUGAUUCCAUUCAACAGGCGCUCUUAGGCACCACACGCUGCGCGGGAGGAUACAUGUUCCCAGCACUUAAACACCUUUCCUUGGCUGGAUAUUCAUUUGAGCGCGUGUCAAAGCAAUUGGCUACGGCGUUCAACUGGCGCUCCAUGCAGUCGCUGAGUAUACGUUUCUGCCAAGACUGGGAAGCAUUUCUGAAAGACAUCCUAUCGUUAAAAAAGGAGAUCAACAUCCGGUCUCUGCAGGUACAAUAUAGCCCGAAACGCAACCCGGGAGGCGGCGAUGGAUCUCCUGCAAUCGAGUCGUUUCUCAAUGCCUUCGAGGGCCUGGAGGAGCUCUUCAUCGCUACGAACGAUGCAACCAGGACCGACGUGAUCUGGGAGGCGAUUAUCCACCACAAGUCGACUCUGAAGAGUCUUGUCUAUCACCAACGAUACAGGAAUCGGGAGCGGACCAUGGGCUUGAAUUUCGUCGGCGAUCGUGAUCUGCAUGUGUUGACCUCGCUCCCAAAGGACAUCGACAAGGACAGUUCGCUGAACCCCUUGUCUCAGCUUGAUUUGGAAUUUCUCGGAAUAUGCUGCACUAUAAAUAAUUUGAAACAUAUCGUCUCCCCCUUCAUGAACAAAACCAGCUUGAAAGUUCUCCACGUCCGACUAUCCGGCCACGACUUCGGCCCUCUGCUGCGUGUCUGGGACAACCAGCGCGGCACGUCUCCAUUUCGACCGCCGCCAUCCUAUGAAGACCGCGUACGGCUAUUCUGGCAAUUCGCCGACUGGGUAUUCGGGCCGGAUGGAAUACGGUCCCUGCAUAUCCUGGCAUUCGGUGACUUUUCGUAUAAUGACUCGUAUAAGGUAUUUAAUAUUGUUCUGUGCAGGAAUGAUGAAGGGCAGGGCACUCGAUCAAGAAAGCCGUAUCGUGAUGUGACGGAGAACGAUCAUGUUCCGCAGUUACGGCUCAAGAGGUUUUCUCGUGCCUUGCAGGCGUGUCCGAGUGAUGUUAUUAUAAUGAAUCCGGCUGAGACUGAUAUGUAGUGAGGGAGAGGUAGGUAUACAUUGUUGUUACUAUGUAAGACAGGCAGAGGAGGAUGUCAGUUCUGUCCAUCUACGGCCUAUCCAGUAAAUCCUCCUUGAUCAAGUCACUCGCCUUCUCCGCAACAGCGUACACGGUACUACCCAGAUGCCCACUAACCUGCAACGGUACGACACUGGCAUCACAAACGCGGACAUUGCUUGUUCCAUAGACCCUAAGCCGACUAUUGACCACGCCUCCCAGUUCUCGCGCCAUCAUCGCAGCGGUCCCCAGGGGGUGCAGACACCCUCCGUCUGAUUCCGUCAGCUUCAUAUCUUCACAGUUGCAUGUUCUAAUGGGCUGUAUGGGAAGCUUACUCGACGACCGCAGCCAAUCGGCCCACUGCCCAUCCGUUGCAUUCAACGGAACUGUGUCAUAACCCGGUGUAAUCUCGACAGCCACCUCCGCCGCUGGGAUGCCGAGGUACAGGGUACAGUCAACUGUACCCUAGGGCUGUAGUGGUCUUGGCGCCAACUAGUAAUAUUAUGUAAUCCGGCCUCGGCAACUAGUUACUAUUUUUGGACUAGUCCCUAAAACAUCAUUCUUCUAGAUACACGCACAAGAACUAGUUUACUC
This is a messenger RNA of Monascus purpureus, 2435 nucleotides long. The record is from the annotation of a GenBank genome assembly. NCBI's taxonomy places the organism in Eukaryota, Fungi, Ascomycota, Eurotiomycetes, Eurotiales, Aspergillaceae.